Messenger RNA from Cryphonectria parasitica EP155, 740 nucleotides. RefSeq lists its product as uncharacterized. The record is from RefSeq and is a predicted model, not a curated record. Gene Ontology annotation, cellular component: SAGA complex. The annotation marks the transcript as partial. Gene Ontology annotation, biological process: RITS complex assembly; regulatory ncRNA-mediated heterochromatin formation; regulation of transcription by RNA polymerase II. The transcript has 3 exons. Lineage: Eukaryota; Fungi; Ascomycota; Sordariomycetes; Diaporthales; Cryphonectriaceae.
GAUUUCACGACACCAAAGACGCCUCUCCAUUGCCCACCUGUUCCACCACUUUAGGGACCUCCUGCACGAAUCUCCGUCCCGGCACGGCUCCUCCUGACCGUCUCCCUUCGAGCUCCGAUCCACGACAUCAUCCAAGCCGACAACACUUCAUCCACGAACCGUCAAGUAUCGCAUCCGAGACCCUCUACAGCCUGCUGCAGGCCGGUUCUAUUCCUCUGAACCGCAGAAAGUCGCCAGCAUCGGCGGCACUUUGGCCUCGUCCAGCGCGAAAGCGACGAGGCCUGGAUAGCACACCAUGGGCGACGACCGCAAAGACGAUGAGGCCACCAUAAAGGUCGCUUCAAAAAAGAACCAUUCCUCAGGAAAAGCCAAGGCUGGCGCCUUCAAACUGAAGGACAGGUUUCCGAAGAUCAAGGAACCCGGCGAUUAUGAGAGAGGCCACGUAGUGGAAGGUCUGUACCAGAAAAAAUCCAAGGCCAGUGCUGCCACGAAUCGCGUACCGUCGCCGGGCCCUGCCGUCAACCAUCUCGACGACCUCCCGCACGAGACUUUUACCAAAGGCAUACCGUUAGCCGACUUCCCAACGUUGACCUCUUGCAGGUGGUGCAAGAAGAGUGUCCUGAUGACGACCGCGGUGGACCAUAUCAACGGGUGUUUGAGGAUUAAGAAGGAGAAGGCCAACCGCAAGAAGGCUGCCCGGGAAGCCCGCGAGCGCGCCAAGGAGCAGGCAGCGCGCAAGG